Trichomonas vaginalis G3 is the source of this 1080-nucleotide messenger RNA. RefSeq lists its product as uncharacterized. NCBI's taxonomy places the organism in Eukaryota, Parabasalia, Trichomonadida, Trichomonadidae. Bases 1 to 1080 code for a protein of 359 amino acids. The record is from RefSeq and is a predicted model, not a curated record. The transcript has a single exon.
AUGCUUUUUUUCAUUAGCGAGUAUCUAACCAAUAAAUGCUCUUAUAAGAGCAAUGGAGUGAUCGGACAGCUCAAAUAUCUUUGGCAAGAAAAAUACUUUGAGGACCAAGUAAUUCAAAAAGGUAAUUUGACUAAAUAUGAAUAUUCAGCAUAUAGUACUUAUGACUUACAUUGGGUAUCAGGAUCUUUUUGUCCAAAGACAUCAGGCAAAUAUAAGAUUGAGAGCAGAGGCAAACCAUGCUUAUACGCAAGAUUCAACGACGAACAAGAAUUUAAGCAAGAAGGUGAUUUUUGUCUUGUAGGAGAUCAAUAUUAUACAAUUACAGAUCGAUACCUAUAUGCAAACAGAUGCUACCCUCUCCUAAUUGGAACUUAUCGUAAAUGUGUUGCUGAAGGACUCUAUUCAAAUCUUAACGACCAACGUCUUGAUAAUAAUGUUGCCACACUAAUAGACUGUGAGACACAAGACUGUUUGCCAGGAUAUUACACAGAUACAUGUGAAUUACAAAAUGAUGCCGAUUGUAAUGGUAAUGGCGAACCAGAUUACGGAAGGACAUCAGAUGGAAUUGGUUGCACUUGCAAACGCUUUGAUUCUAACAUCUUUUGUGAAGAUACUUCGAAAUUUCAUUUCCCAGAAGGCCACAGAGGCGUCCAAUUCACAUCAUAUUAUAACACUUCAAGAGUUGACGCAUUACAUAUUUAUCCAAACUUUGAGGAUCUUCACUUUUCAGAAUCAUAUUCAACAAUUGAACUUAAUACAAUUCUUUACGUUCCACAAAACACAUAUUUAGAGUUCAGACUGUCAUCAUCACUUGGUGCACAAUUAUACAUCAACAAUGAACUUGUUGGUGGAGAAUUGAGCGAUAAAUAUGAAUGUCGAGAAGAUGACAUCGAAGUUCUCACAACAGAGAAGAAGAUGUAUAAUAAAGGUAACUACAACAUUCGUAUUGUUAUGAAUUCAGGUUGUGCUAUCCGAGACCAGUUUGUUGGUCUUGAAUGGAAGUUCUAUCGUUGGUACAAGAACAAUCCACCCGGCUUUGAAGACAUUCCAUCACGCUACCUUGGUACUCCAUCUAACUAG